AAGUAAAGCUACAAGAGCUUAUGCUGGACAAUAUCAUACCAUGGUGGAGAACCGUGAUUAUUAAUAUGUACCAUUUUUUUCAUUUUAAAGUCGAUUGUAUUUAUCUAAUAUGAUUAAAUUGUCGAAUUUUAACAGGAAGAUAAUGGCUGCCAAUGGAGAUAAGCACAAGAUAAGUUGUGCGAUGGAUCAUAUCAUAGACGCUCAGUUGAAAGGUGAGAUAAGUGAAGAGAACGUGAUUUACAUCGUAGAGAACAUCAACGUGGCAGCGAUAGAAACGACAUUGUGGUCGAUGGAAUGGGCAAUAGCGGAGUUGGUGAAUCAUCCAGACAUCCAACACAAGAUUCGGGAGGAGCUAAAGAAUGUCCUAAAGGGAAAGGAAGUGAGUGAAUCGAAGCUUCAUGAGCUGCCAUACUUGCAAGCAACGGUGAAAGAGACGCUGAGGUUGCACACUCCAAUACCGUUGUUGGUGCCACAUAUGAACUUGGAAGAAGCAAAGCUGGGAGGGUACACCAUCCCAAAGGAGUCGAAGGUGGUGGUGAAUGCAUGGUGGCUGGCAAACAACCCGGAGUGGUGGAAGAAUCCAGAAGAGUUCAGGCCAGAGAGGUUCUUUGAGGAAGAAAGUGGGACGGAAGCUGUUGCUGCAGGGAAGGUGGAUUAUCGGUUCUUACCAUUUGGAGUUGGAAGGAGGAGUUGCCCUGGAAUUGUGUUGGCAAUGCCAAUCUUAGGGCUCAUCCUUGCCAAAUUGGUAUCAAACUUUGAAAUGAAGCCUCCAAGUGGGAUGGAGAAGGUCGAUGUGACCGAGAAA
This is a messenger RNA of Cucurbita pepo subsp. pepo (vegetable marrow), 805 nucleotides long. The record is from RefSeq and is a predicted model, not a curated record. NCBI's taxonomy places the organism in Eukaryota, Viridiplantae, Streptophyta, Magnoliopsida, Cucurbitales, Cucurbitaceae.